Messenger RNA from Cyanistes caeruleus (blue tit), 3031 nucleotides. RefSeq names its product N-terminal glutamine amidase 1 (gene NTAQ1). NCBI's taxonomy places the organism in Eukaryota, Metazoa, Chordata, Aves, Passeriformes, Paridae. Gene Ontology annotation, molecular function: protein-N-terminal asparagine amidohydrolase activity; protein-N-terminal glutamine amidohydrolase activity. The record is from RefSeq and is a predicted model, not a curated record. Gene Ontology annotation, cellular component: cytosol; nucleus.
CCCUCAUCCCCGCUCAGACCUGCCAUGGCGCGGCCUGAGGCCGGUUAUGAGGCGGCGGUGCGCCCCCGCCCCGCCUGCACCUACACCAGCUGCUACUGUGAAGAAAAUGUUUGGAAGCUUUGUGACUACAUCAGGAGUCAGGAUCGGCACCCUUUAGAAGAAUUUUAUGCUGUUUUCAUAUCCAAUGAUAGGAAGAUGAUUCCACUCUGGAAGCAGAAAUCUGGACAUGGAGAUGAGCCUGUUGUCUGGGACUACCAUGUUAUUCUACUUCAUGUUACCAGUGGGGAGCAGAACUUCAUUUAUGACCUUGACACAGUGUUGCCGUUUCCAUGUCCUUUUGAUGUGUACAGUGUGGAGGCCUUUAGGUUGGAUGACAGCCUUCGUCCAGAGUUUCACAGAAAAAUCAGAAUGAUUCGAGCAGAUUUGUACUUGAAGACAUUUGCUUCAGACAGAUCUCAUAUGAAGGAUGCAGAUGGGAAAUGGCAGAAACCUCCUCCUCCAUACCCUUGCAUUGAAACUGCAGAUCUUCAUGAACUGCUCCAGUGUGGCUCCCUUUCCACAGGGUGCAGUCCUUCAGGAACAAGCUGCUCCUGUAUGGAUCCCCUAUGGGGUCACAAGUCCUGCCACCAAACCUGCUCCAGCGUGACUCUUCUCUCCAUAGGUCUGCAGGUCCCUGCCAGCAGCCUGCUCCAGCAUGGGCUUCCCAUGGGGAUCACAGCCUCCUUUCAGGCAUACAUCUGCUCCAGCCUGAGCCUCCUCCAUGGGCUGCAGGGGCACAGCUGUCUCACCAUGCUUUGGUGCCUUGAGCACCUCCUGCCCCUCAUUCUUCACUGACCUUGGUGUCUGCAGAGUUGUUUCUUCCACAUAUUCUUACUCCUCUCUGGCCACAAUUAUUUCUGUGCAAUAGAUUUUUUUAAUUUCUUAAAGGAAGAGGUACUACAACAAUCACUGAUGGCUCAGCCUUUGCCAGAGGUGGGUCCAUCCUGGAGCUGGCUGGUACUGGCUCUGUUGUGCAGGAGGAAGCUUCCCACCCCUGCUACCAAAACAUUUUGGAAUUUAAUUGUGAAAUCUUGAUCAUGAACAAAUUAAGCAUUUUUUUCUCCUACUGGUAACUCAAAGGGAAUAAAUCUUAAACAGUAUUUGUCCUGUUCACAGGGCUGCAAAAUAAAUCAUCAAAAAUAAGCUUACAUGGAGUCAUAAAUUCCAGUCUAUGCCUAAAAAAAAUUAAGUUGGCACAAGGUGAUUUUUAAAAAACAUUUCUCUAAAAUGCAAACAACUCCAACCAAUAAAACAACAAUAAAAAAAACAGCUCUCAGACUCCUCAGUAUCUCCUCAGAACUCACAUGCUAAGCAUUAGCCUCUUGGAACUGGCUCUGCUCUAGCUGUUUUUUAGAGUUAGGCCUCUGUGUUUUUUAACUGGCAUUGCUCUGGCCUCUAUUCUGCUCUCCUGCUAUGGAUGGCAGGAGAGGCUGGCUGACCUAACUGGCUACACAGUGCUUUCCCACCCUACCCUGUCCUCAAAGCUGCUCUGCUGGAAUAAACAUAUGUGAGCUGCAACACAUUCCCCUGAUCCCGCCUGGUUGCCAGUUACCUCCUAUUGAAAGAAAACAGGGUAUUUUGUUCAAAUAAUAAAAACUAAGAAAAUGAGAUUUGGUGAACAAAUUCAUUAUUCUAGAGCUGGUGAGCCCAACCUUGGGUUUUCUUUAAAAUCUUCUUUCCACGAAGUAAUGAGGGCUGAUUCUGUUUAAUUGAUGACUUGGGAUGAGAUCAGCCCUCCUUACUGCAAGCCUGUGUAAAAUACAGCUUGCACAGUGCAUUUCAAAAUCACUCCGAACAGAUGGUCAUAUGGCUUAUGUACAAGUGUUAUUAGCAGCUCUAACACUGAAAAGCACUGCUUUGAAUUCCACUUCUCCCAAGGUGUUUGGUGCACACUUACUGGAUUGAUUUGUAAAAGCUUUAUGUCUUUUUAUUAUUAAUAAAAUCCCUGUUAGUCAAUAAUGAUGGGGUUUUACUUGGGUUGUUUUUUUUUUUUUUAUUUUGAAGACAAUGAGUAGGACAGCUGAGAAAUUCUGGAGACACUGUGUAUCAAACAUGUAUGUAACAGGAAAUGUGUUAGACAGAGGCCUGACAGAUGUCUGCAGUUGCUUUUUGUAUCUCCUCUCUGAAGCGGUGGCAGGAUCCCAGUGAAAGUGAAAAGGCACUGAUAAGGAUACAAGUAGCUACUAUGCACUCCAUGGGAACCUUCUGCUGCUCUCAUUUGAGAAUAAAACUCCAGUCUUUCAAGUUAGGUCCUUAGUUCAUAAGCUUUUGUGGAAGUAAUGAAUCAAGUCCGAUAGCUGCAAUAAAGACACAACUAAGUAUUUAAAUUCCCAGUGGCUUGUUGAAAUUACACCACUUCCUGUAAAAGAUAAUUUGCAGUGGUGAGCUGUGUUUAGCAUUGAAAUCAACCGGGGUGGUUUGCACAGUCAGUUAUAUUUUAGCUGUGGAGACAGCAGCCCCCCAUCUGAGAGUGGGAAGAGUCCUUCUGACUUAUCUCCCUGCUCAGACAAGGGAGGAGGAUCUGAAGAGAACUGUAAACACCUACACAAGUCUGAAGGGUCACAACUUUCUUUUAGGUGCCCCCAAGAUUUUAGGCAUCAGCAGAACUGAUCUUGGAGGCUUUGUUCCAGACUUCCUUGCUUCCAGCAGACCUUGGGCAGCUGUCAUUACACCGAGUUAGUCCAAGGUCUGUGAGCCAAGCCGAGGCUUGGCUUAAACACUGCUUUCUAACUACUGUUGGCUGAAGCCACAAGUGUCAUGGCUAACAAUGCCUGAGAUAGUGCAUGGCCUUUUAUUUCAUCCCUGCUUGGGGUAAAAGUGGCAGACUUGAUUUAAACAAAAAUAAAGUUAUGCAGGAAUCUCAGAAUGGGCCAGAUAGGUCUCAUUUGGGGGAGAGGGGGUGUGUAAUAAAGUGUGUUUGGUCGAAGAGGAAGUUGAGCUCUAAGCAUGCACAAAUGCAAGCUAGUAUAACAGUCACAGUGCCUGAGGAGGA